Molecule: messenger RNA, 11083 nt
Organism: Cricetulus griseus (Chinese hamster)
Lineage: Eukaryota; Metazoa; Chordata; Mammalia; Rodentia; Cricetidae
Source: RefSeq, a predicted model, not a curated record
AGAUGAGUCUUGUUAGGCGUUUCCUGUCUUUUCCAAGUGUGUUUGGUGUUGUACUGUAAACAGGUUUUCUCCAAGGAAACGCUCAACAGUCUCACCUCAUCAUCUGGGACUGGAACGUCUGUACCUGCUGAUCUUGGCUGAUUUUAUUAUUGGACUGUUACUGCUGUGUGAUUGAAAUAGCCUGUGUAUCAUCCCCACCUCCACCCCCGAGUUUUUGGAGUAGCUCCGCCCUUACUCAGGUCUCCACCCCUGUGGGUUGAACUUGUCCUUUGUUCCUUCUGGCCACUGAGUAUGUGAGUAAAUGACCCACGUGUACGGAUUGCUAGCCAGAGUGGUAUUUUAAGGCUCCUCUAUUCAGAACAGUCUAACUUAAAUGCUGCUUGGCCGAAGGUAUGGUCCUGGGGCCUGUUCAGGUGCCUUCAGCCAGUUACUGCAGAGACCAGGAUACCUUGCUGCCCUGCCCAGGCAGGGAUGCCACAGAGUUGCCUGUGGCCCAUGUGACAGAUCACUUUGCCAGCUGUGUGGAGGAUGGAUUUGAGGGAGACAAGACUGGAGGCAGUAGUCCAGAAGUUUUGCACCGCCCCUAUGGCUGUGACGCUGAAUCUCAGGCACUCAAUGAAGCCAUCAGGUGGAGCUCCAAGGAGAACUUGCUGGGAGCCACUGAGAGCGAUCCUAAUCUCUUUGUCGCACUUUAUGACUUUGUGGCAAGUGGUGAUAACACACUCAGUAUCACUAAAGGUGAAAAACUGCGAGUCCUUGGUUACAACCAGAAUGGUGAGUGGAGUGAAGUUCGCUCCAAGAAUGGACAGGGUUGGGUGCCAAGUAACUACAUCACUCCAGUGAACAGCCUGGAGAAACAUUCCUGGUACCAUGGACCUGUGUCCCGCAGUGCAGCAGAGUAUCUCCUCAGCAGCCUGAUCAAUGGCAGUUUCCUCGUUCGAGAGAGUGAGAGCAGCCCUGGGCAGCUGUCCAUCUCACUCAGGUAUGAGGGACGUGUGUAUCACUACAGGAUCAAUACCACCACAGACAGCAAGGUGUACGUGACUGCUGAGAGCCGCUUUAGCACCCUGGCAGAGCUUGUCCACCACCACUCUACAGUGGCCGAUGGGCUAGUGACCACACUACAUUACCCAGCACCCAAGUGUAAUAAACCGACCGUCUAUGGUGUGUCCCCCAUCCAUGACAAAUGGGAAAUGGAGCGAACAGAUAUUACCAUGAAGCACAAACUUGGGGGUGGUCAGUAUGGAGAGGUUUAUGUUGGCGUCUGGAAGAAAUACAGCCUUACGGUUGCUGUGAAAACACUGAAGGAAGAUACCAUGGAGGUCGAGGAGUUCCUGAAAGAAGCUGCAGUGAUGAAGGAAAUCAAGCAUCCUAAUCUAGUACAACUGUUAGGUGUAUGUACCCUGGAGCCCCCGUUCUACAUUGUGACUGAAUACAUGCCCUACGGGAAUCUGCUUGAUUAUCUCCGGGAAUGCAACCGUGAGGAGGUGACAGCCGUUGUUCUACUUUACAUGGCCACUCAGAUCUCUUCUGCCAUGGAGUAUUUGGAGAAGAAGAAUUUCAUCCAUAGAGAUCUUGCUGCACGGAACUGCCUGGUAGGAGAAAACCAUGUAGUAAAAGUGGCUGACUUUGGUUUAAGUAGACUGAUGACUGGAGAUACCUACACUGCUCAUGCUGGAGCCAAAUUUCCUAUUAAAUGGACAGCACCUGAGAGUCUGGCCUACAAUACCUUUUCAAUUAAAUCUGAUGUCUGGGCUUUUGGAGUACUGUUGUGGGAAAUUGCUACAUAUGGGAUGUCGCCAUAUCCAGGUAUUGACCUGUCUCAAGUCUAUGACCUACUGGAAAAAGGAUAUCGAAUGGAACAGCCUGAGGGAUGCCCCCCUAAAGUAUAUGAACUUAUGAGAGCAUGCUGGAAGUGGAGCCCUGCUGACAGACCCUCUUUUGCUGAAACCCAUCAAGCUUUUGAAACAAUGUUUCAUGACUCCAGCAUCUCUGAAGAGGUAGCUGAGGAGCUUGGGAGAGCCGCUUCCUCAUCAUCUGUGGUCCCAUACCUGCCUCGAUUACCUCUGCUUCCUUCCAAGACUCGGACCUUGAAGAAACAGGGGGACAACAAAGAGAACGUAGAUGGCGGCCUCCUCGAUGCCUCCGAGAGCCUGGCCUCCAGUUCAGCACCAGCAGGCUUCAUUAGAAGUGCACAGGCUUCCAGUGGGUCCCCAGCUCUGCCUCGAAAGCAAAGAGAUAAGUCACCUAGCAGCCUCUUAGAAGAUGCCAAAGAGACAUGCUUCACCAGGGAUAGAAAGGGAGGCUUCUUCAGCUCCUUCAUGAAAAAGAGAAAUGCCCCCACACCCCCUAAGCGCAGCAGCUCCUUUCGAGAAAUGGAGAACCAGCCCCACAAGAAAUAUGAACUCACGGGUAACUUCUCAUCUGUUGCUUCUCUACAGCAUGCUGAUGGGUUCUCUUUCGCUCCCGGCCAGCAAGAGUCGAAUCUGGUGCCAGCCAAGUGCUAUGGGGGGAGCUUUGCACAGAGGAGCUUCUGUAAUGAUGACAGUGGUGGGGGUGGGGGCAGUGGCACUGCUGGGGGUGGGUGGUCUGGCAUCACAGGCUUCUUUACACCUCGCUUAAUCAAAAAGACACUGGGCUUACGAGCAGGUAAACCCACAGCCAGUGAUGACACUUCCAAGCCUUUUCCAAGGUCAAACUCUACAUCUUCCAUGUCCUCAGGGCUUCCAGAGCAGGAUAGGAUGGCAAUGACCCUUCCCAGGAACUGCCAGAGGUCCAAACUCCAGCUGGAAAGGACAGUGUCCACCUCUUCUCAACCAGAAGAGAAUGUGGACAGGGCUAAUGACAUGCUUCCAAAAAAAUCUGAGGAAGGUGCUGCUCCAGCCAGGGAGAGACCAAAAGCCAAACUAUUGCCCAGAGGAGCCACAGCUCUUCCCCUGAGAGCCCCUGAUCCAGCCAUCACAGAGAGUGACUCUCCAGGGGUAGGGGUGGCUGGAGUGGCAGCUGCCCCCAAAGGCAAGGAAAGGAAUGGUGGGACGCGACUUGGAGUCGCUGGAGUCCCAGAGGAUGGAGAGCAGCCAGGCUGGUCUUCUCCAGCUAAGGCUGUAGCUGUCCUCCCAACCACCCACAACCACAAAGUGCCAGUCCUUAUCUCACCCACUCUGAAACACACUCCAGCUGACGUGCAGCUCAUUGGCACAGACUCUCAGGGGAAUAAAUUCAAGCUCUUAUCUGAGCAUCAGGUCACAUCCUCUGGAGACAAGGACCGACCCCGACGGGUAAAACCAAAGUGUGCCCCACCCCCACCCCCAGUGAUGAGACUACUGCAGCAUCCAUCCACAUGCUCAGACCCCGAGGAAGAGCCGACUGCCCCACCUGCAGGACAGCCCGCUCCACAAACCCAGGAGGGAGGAAAAAAGGCGGCUCCAGGGCCAGUGCCCAGUAGUGGGAAACCUGGGAGGCCAGUGAUGCCUCCACCUCAAGUGCCUUUGCCCACAUCUUCCAUCUCGCCAGCCAAAAUGGCCAAUGGCACACCAGGUACUAAGGUGGCCCUGAGAAAAACCAAACAGGCAGCUGAGAAAAUCUCAGCUGACAAAAUCAGCAAAGAGGCCCUGCUGGAGUGUGCUGACCUACUGUCCAGUGCAAUCACGGAACCUGUGCCCAAUAGCCAACUGGUAGACACUGGGCACCAGCUGCUUGACUACUGCUCAGGGUAUGUGGACUGCAUCCCUCAGACUCGCAACAAAUUUGCCUUCCGAGAGGCUGUGAGCAAACUGGAACUUAGCCUACAGGAGCUGCAGGUGUCUUCCACAGCUGCUGGUGUGCCUGGGACAAACCCUGUCCUUAAUAACUUAUUGUCAUGUGUACAGGAAAUCAGUGACGUGGUGCAGAGGUAGCCAUGGUCAGCCUCGUGGGAAUGCACACACAUCUGAGGGGAGAGGGAAGGGGACUCGUUUUCCUGUGUUCUUGUUUUUUAAAAAGUGAGAGACUGAUACUUGAGUGUGUUCAUGUGAAGUACCUCAGAUCCCUGAAUUCUCACGUUUACAGGUUCAUCUCAAAAUGGCAAAAAGAAAAUCCCAUAAGUAGCUAGGUCAUUUUGGUGGAGCAGGACCGUGUGCACAGAGUUGGAAACUGCACUGGAAAGUAAGGGAGCAUCAUGUAUAGAUCAUAAAAAGCCAGUUGUUCUGCAUCAUGUAGGGCCUUGACCUACAGGUCCUGGAGGUGAUUGGGCUUCAGUUCACCGUGCAAAUUAAAGGAGCAGGAGAAAGCAAAGUUUUAUGCAAGGCUACCGGAAGUGGCUGUUGGUCUUGCUUCCAUGGGCCAUUGCUGCUGUAGCAAGAACCGCAAAUUAGAUUGCUCGAAUACUCAGCUGGGAAACAUGGCCCUUUCCAUCUGCUGUUGUCCUGUUUGCCUUGGGUAUAUUAGCUGAUGCAGGAAGUACAGAAUUCGAGGGGCAUUUAGUCAGAUUGACACUUGCAAAACUCUUACGGUGAUUAGCAGUCACCUCUCCCACUCCUCUAGCGUGUCACUUCCUAAUGGACCAGUAUCCACUCACUGCUUCUUGGUGGCUAUCUGGAAACCUUGAGCAUUUGGGGGCUUCUUAGUGCUUCUUCUAUGUCCCUUGCUGGGCAGGCGGUCUUCCUUUAUUUCUAGCAGCAUUCAGGGCAUUACCUAGCAUCAAUGUUGAAAAUAGUGGUCACUAUAUGUUCUCAUAGGAGAGACCUUCUAUGCCCGAAUACUGACAUAAUGGCCACUUGAACAGCUAUGUAUAUUCUUUUUUUUUUUUUUUUAAUUAGAAUACUAAGGAGACACAGUAUCUUUUUGAAACUGGCUGGGCCCAGAAGCCUGAGACUAAGAAGAGAAGCUUGCUUGAUCCAUGGCUACUUGUACCUUUCCUUACCUUAAUACCCCACACUAAUCUGGGUGGACAGUGGAGAAGAUGUUUUCACUAAGGGCUUGCCUCCAUGGUAUUGUCAUGCUCUUUUUCUCUGCUCAUGUAGCACACACUCCCUUGGCGCUCUGGUGGAGUAUGUGUUGGGAACGUAGUUUACUUAUUUUGUCCUUUCACCUCUAUUUUAAGAGUGCAUUAUAGAAGGAGUGGGUUAUUUUCAGGGAGCACCAGUUAGACUCAGAAAGCUAAGGGUUUAACCUGCAAAUAGGUUUUGCCUUUGAAAAAUGGGCAUUUCCCUUCCCUAAUUACAGUUAUGGAAACUAAUGGGGUAACAUGGAAUAGAAACUUAGAAGGCUACAUAUUGUUGAUGGUAUUGGUGCUGGGUCUAAUUCCAGUUUUUGUUUUUGUUUUUAAUUUUGUGAGCACUCCUUUCAUUCCCCAAAGAGAAUACAAAUACCUUGAUUUUUUUUUUCUUGCAAAAGAGGAUUAAUGUAAGAAGAUGGGAAUCAGCACUGAGCAGUGUUUUUUCCCGACUGUCAUCCAUUUGCUGUCAGCUUGCCGCCCCAUUGUUUGAUCUAUUAAUUGAAGGCAACAGCCCACAUUCUCAAGAGUGUUUUGCAGACUAAUAUGUAGCUCCCUUUGAGAGCCUCUCUGGAGGGCUCUUUACUUAGUGUUGGUACAUUGGGUCGCUUUUCAUUCUUUCCUCUGCGUCACAAAUAGGAAACUUUUGAACUGCUAUGCUUACAGUAAUCGGGCCAGAACCUAAAGGGGAAACUAUUUCAGUUUACAUUGAGCAUCCUUGACCAAGGAAAGAAUUUAAUUUCUUUAGAAAGAAAGGAAAUUUGGAUACUUAGUCCUGCUGCUCCAGAGAAGGCUCAGAGGAAGACGUCUGGAAUGGAGGAUCAGCUCCUACAGGUGUUAGUACGUCCCCACGGCUGCAGUGUGGGCAGCUAGGGGUCAGGUCAAUGUCCUUGUAGGAGUUGGAAGAGAAUUUUCCCACCUGUUCACCACUCCCCACCACAGUAUGCUCCUAUAAACUUGAAUCUAUUUUAGCAGUUCGGCAGCCUUGUAUAGGUGGGGAGGAGAAAGCUAAGGUUUGAGGCCAUUAUUAAUGCUGCUUUUAAAGUUUAUCCCUACCAUAAUAGUAUGUUGUAAGAGAUGUUUGCUGUUUUCAGGUUUGGGUCUUGUUUUGUUUGUUCGUUCAUUCGUUCAUUCGUUCAUUUUCCUUUCAGAGUUCUGUAGACAGGCUUGGAGAAACACUACUGAGUAUCUUAGCUCCCUGCUUUUCUCAGUCUGAGGGGCUGAGUCAAGGCCAAGUCUCACUGAGGGCAGUACAAAUUCUGUCCUGCUCAAAGUGGGUUAUCACUAAAUCCGUGAGUUGAACUGACCUUUUUCUCAACACUGUCCUGAGUAGCACUGACUGUUGUAACACACUCCACAUGAUGCAUGAACUGUGUGGCUUUCAGGGAUUGAGGCCUCAGGUCAAGGUGGCGCUGACAACUUGCUAUGAAAGAAUUAUUUAGGUUUUUUUAUUUUUAUCUACCUGCAAGGGACCAGCUUAUACAAAAAUCAGCAAAUUAUAAGCAAAAUAUAAUUAUAUUCUCUGCUUUGAAUCUAAAGCAGAGAAAAUUGCUCUUAGAAACUAAACAUGUAACUUAACUUUCUGUGUAGCCUGAAAACAAAGCAGGAGGCAGCUCCUAAAGUUUCAUCUGUGCAUAUCUUGCCACAGCGUCCUGACUUUCCUACACGAGUCGUGUGGGUUCAGUUGGAUUCCCUACCUUCAAAUGCUGUGUUCUGUAUUGAAUAAUAUAUCCUAAUUAUGCUUUCCAGGAAGCCUUUUUUUUUUUUUUUAAAGCUUCGGCUACAAUUAUGUUUCACAUUUUCAGGUGAUUUCCAUCAUGAUGAUCAGAGAGAGAGAGAGGGAUAACUUAAAAUGGGCCCUUUAAAAAGAUGUGUUUUGUAGUGAAUUGAACUGAACUGAACAUGGCACACCAAGCUGUGAUCUAUCACUCGAGAAACUAAUUGGGUCCUUUUCAGGAUGGCCUCUGUAUAAGAGCCUCAUAGUGGAGAUGAGUUUCCGACAGCAUUUUAAGGUUUCAGUUAGAAAUGUUCCUACACCUAGUUGACAGUUGGCUCUUAAAAGUGUGUCUUGUUACAAUGACGUGCUUAGGGGAUGCAGCAGUGCCAAUAGUGUGAGGUGAUAUUUAUAGAAUAAGUAGCUAGGUGCCUGGUGCACACUGAGCACUCCAUGAAUGUUAACUGCUAGUGUUCACUCCUAACCAGGAGCACACAGUAGUCCUCCACGGAAAUGGGUGAAUUAGCCCCACUCUAUACUGGAAUUCCAAGUGGGGUAAGAGAGUAGCUAGUGUGUUUCCCAAGGACUUCUACAAGUUUCAAACAGUCACCACCAUCUGAACAGAAACUUUGUGUCUUUUCUGUACAGAAGAAGAAACUGGAGGGUGGUUGUCACUAGUCCAUUAUCUUGGAGCAGUUAGUGGCGGGGCUGAGGCUGAGGCUCCUGAGAAUUCAGGAGUCUUGACAGUGUGGCAUUUCUCCACCACACCUGCUGCCUUGUGAGAUGCUCGGCUAGACAAUCAGUAUCCGUAGUGCUGCACACUUCUAAAGCACAGGCUCUGGAGGGCCCUGGCCAGGAAGGGCUUGGAUGUUCAGUAACAGUAUAGCCAAACAAGCCUUUAGUAGAACUCGGUUAUAAAGCCAACACAGCCUCUGUUCUUCUAGACCUCAGCCACACAGAAAUCUGCACUUUGUAGUUAAAAAUGCCAACUUGAGUUGUUUGAAAACAAAAGAAGGGAGGAGAAACAGUUCUACAUUCCUUUUUGUUCAAAAAGAAUCUGUUGUUUGGUGUCAUUUCAAUGACUGUGGGAGAAUGGGAAAGCACCUUGAGAAAUAAAUGAAAUUCAACUCUAAAGUUGGAUUAUGAGUAUCUGUAGAGGUUGAGCUGACCUGGACCUGCAGCUAGAGUGUCACCUCUAUAGUUUGCUAUAGAAUUAUAUAUGAAACUGCUAAAUGAAUAUGUAAAGAUACUGCAAAUGUUUGCUAAUACUUCAGAGCUGAGGAACUUCAGAAUAUCGGGGACCAGUUUUUUGGUUUCAUUCUCAUCUUUAAGAAGUAGUAAAGUGGUGGCAUGUAAUCCUAGCACUGAGGAAGCUGAGGCAAGUGAAUCUCAAAUUCCAGACCAACCUGUGUUAACCCCAGGUUAAUCCCUUUGGAACCCAGCAGCUUGUCCAGGCCCUUGAUUGGAAGAUGAAGGCCCUCUUUGUUUUGAGCAGUCACCCGUACAUGCCCAGCUCUUAGUGUCCUUACUGUGGUGAGAGCAGACUCACUUUCUGUUCGUGUUGACAGUGUCUUUUUAAAACUAAUAUCCUGGGAGACUUUCUAGAAUUUCUCUACUAGUUAUAAAUGACAUUGACAUUUAUUAUCUCUCCUUUUUAAAAACAAAAGUGGCUGAGCUUAACUACCUGUUAGAUAAUCAUAUACUCAAGUAAGUCACGUGGAGGCAGGCAGCUCCCAUCUAGCUGCACUCUGCAUUCUAACCACCCUGUAUUCUUUAGUUAGCCGUGUGGAGUGACUUCCAUCUAGCUGCACUCUGCAUUCUAACCACCCUGUAUUCUUUAGUCAGCCGUGUGGAGUGACUUCCAUCCAGCCGCACUCUAUUCUAACCUCCUUGUAUUCUUUAGUCAGCCGUGUGGAGUGACUUCCAUCCAGCUGCACUCUAUUCUGACCUCCCCAUGUUUUGUCCGUCUUUGCUAGUGAGAACACUGACAUCAUUAGGCUGUGUCUUCCAGGGAGUUGGUAUUGGGUUAACAGAGUCAUCUUUAUUUCUGUUCUUAGUGAUUUGUUUCAUCAUCUUGCAUGCAUUGACUUGCUUCUCCUGGAUCUGGGAGCCAUCUUUAUACCCUCAGCAUCUGCUAUGGCCAGUGCUUUUUGUAUUUCUUGUCAGCUGCCUUAUCUUCAUCAAGCUGGUAGACCUUGAAAAUAGUUGUUUGGGUUCUGUGGGUGCACAGGAGCCUAGAGUAAAGCAGUUCCAUGGGAACUGGGCACAGACUGGCCGGGCCAGCCCAAGGGUUCCCAUGGCCCCCAUGCUGCUAGCGUUGAGAGGCAAUGCUUGGGAUGCUUCUAAAACAUCCUUGGGAUGCUUCUAAAACGUGACUCACUCCUAAUGUCGUGUGCAUAGACACUGUUUUCCAGCGUAGGGGUCAGUAGUGCUUGGAGUAGUGGUUCCGGUCACCUGCAGAGUGGCCCACCUUCACUGCCAUUGCCUGUGAUCCUGCUACUGAGGAGGCUGGCUUGGCUAAGCCUGCUCAAGAGCAUUGGCAGCCGAUUCUUGGCUCCAGCUUGUCUUUAUAAGGCUGUGGCUUUCUGUGCCAUGUGUGCAUGUUCCAUCUUGACUGUGUGUGCCAUGGUAACACUUUUCAUUUGGACUAGCUCCCCAUGUGACCCGGGAGGAGCCUGCGCUGUGCUCUGGAUAAGGUCUGGCAGUUUGUCUUGAUGAGAAGCUGACAGAGUGGCAGAGGUCAUGCUCAGAGGUUUGUACCUUCAAAGAUUGGGUUCCUGAGUGUUGUUGGGAUUAUGACUUGCCUGCUGGGCUGGUGUGCAUAACUAUUGAGCUAGAUCUGGUUGAAACAAGCUUCAUCAGGGCUCAAAGUUCUGGUUGGUUCAGACUCCCUCGACCCCACUCCACCCCCACCCCCCCCCCCAGUCAAAAUGCCAACUGGCAAAUUGCUGCUUCAUCUUUCUCAGCCCUGUGUGAUGAGCUGAGGGAAGGAGGCCUCUUCUAGGCCCACCUCCCCCUCCACACACACUUCCUUUGCUCCAUGGAUACCCGUAAGUCAGACUGUUUACCCCUCAUAGAUAAUAAUAAUCUCUCUUUCCCUGGUGCUGAAAAACCUGGACACAGUAGCAGAACCCUGUUAGCCAGAGAGGACAGUGACACACUGAGUGGGUCUGCAAAGCUGCCACCAUCCAAGGAGAAGUAUGUCCACCUAUCCUCAGACCGUGGCAUCUUCAGGGAAGAAUGGGCUGUGCUCAGUUACUCAGCUCUUCCCAGAGUACAGACCCUAAUCUUCAGGACACAGGGGAGGCACUGUCAAUGCUAACAAGUUAGUGAAAGAAACUACAGAGAGUUUUGUGAGUGGAACUUGCUUGGGCUUGUUUCUGGGGCCCUGAGUAGGAGUUGAACAUCUUGUUUUUAGGGACCAUACAAUUUAGUGGCAAGUGGGACUUAAUAAGACUUUCACAUAGUUUUCAGCAGUUAUAAAUAUGUGUAUUGUUGAAUCAGAAUACUGCAGAGGGCUGCAAUGCUUCAGGGUCCUUAGUUCCUCACAUUGGGCUUGGUAUUCCUAAGACCCAUGCUGUCUGUGUACUGUGAAUGGUCAGGACCACAGGAACCAGCAUUCUUCGAUCUCCACGCUCAGCUUCCACUAUGCCACCUGAACUCUAUCAUGAGAAGCAUUCGCUGAGACCUUGAGAAAUGACCUUCAGGAAGAAAAAAAAAACAUGAGUAUUCAAAAACUAAAGAGAAGGGGAGGUACUCAUCACACAGCUCCUGAUCCCCUCUCUCUGAGGGCAGAAGCAGUAGUGCAGUGAGCAUGCUGCCCUGCACAGCCCCCUGAGCACACUGCACACACAAAGCCUUCCUUGUAGACCCUGCACUUUCUUUCCUUUGCAAUCGGACUCUGUAAUGACUAUCAGUGGAGAAACCCCGAUUUUGUGCUUGCUUGGUUAAAAAGUCAAUUCGAAUGUUUUAUGGUGGUUGAUAGAACUUUGUCCUAAAACUUGCUAAUUCAGAUUUUUAAAACCCUAAUGUUUAUACCAAAGGUUACACUGCAGGCGUAGGUGGUGCACAGAGGGUAAAGCCCACAGUGGGCACUGUGUGCAUUGCUAAGGGGACACAGUGCCUGGUGAGACCAUACGGGAUUCAACUAAAACAUGUCAGUCAUGGGUCACACUACCACUGUUGUCAAGUAUUUGUUCUUAAUUGUUACUGUAAUAUAUUUUCGAUUGUUUUUCUAAUUUAAUUCUCUCACUCUGUUGUCUGACUGUGAACUGCUAACAGUGUUAAACUUGAUGUAAAUAAAUGAUGCCCUUGGCAGGGACUGCUUCCUGUCGUAUCUCACAUGGUUUGCAAGUUGUGUUUUGUUUUAAUAAAGGUUGAAAUAUUUUAUCGGCAAA